AAAAAGAAGAAGAAAAGAAGCUGCUGUCCCUUUAACAGCGUGGCUCGCGACUUCUUCCUUUCCAGCCCGCGUGCUGAUUGAGUUCGGACCUAACUUUACUGAACCGCUUCAAUUUCAACCGCCAUUUUAUUCUAAUGUCCACUGAGUCCAUUUCUGAACGCUAACAUGUCUGAGGAACUUGAGCACAUCUUGUCUCAGCUGACACUCCCUGAUAACGCGGCGAUUCAAAAGGCCACUGCUCAGUUGAAACAGGCUUUCAAAGACCCGGAUGUAAUCCCAGCACUGUGCGAGGUUAUGACCGGAUCCACAGAUCCACAGAUCCGGCAGUCAGCUGUGGUGAUGCUGCGAAUGAGAGUCAAAAAGCACUGGAAGAAAAUAAUCCCUGAGCACAGAGAGAGGCUGAAGGAAGUGGUCCUGCAAGCUUUCCGGCAUGAAACAGAGCACACAGUCCGCUACUCUCUCUCUCAGCUCAGCGCGGUGAUGGUGAAACACGAAACGCCUGACCGCUGGCCUGCGUUGUUCAUGCUGCUGACUGAAUCCACUAACAGCAACAAUCCUCAGGACAGGCAGGUGGGCCUGUUGUUACUGAGCAAAGUUGUGGAAUCCAACCCUGAACCUUUCAAGCCCCACUACAAGCAGCUGCUGCAACUCUUUGGCACUGUGCUCCAGGAUGUAACCAACACCACUGCUUUGUACUAUUGCAUCCUCACCCUCACUGCCAUCACGGCUUACACUGGCACAGAGGAGAUGAGCCUGAUGCGGUCGUUAAUCCCGAAACUGUUAAUUGCUCUAAAGCACCUCAUUCAGGCUGACCAGGAUCAGGCCAGUGAGGCAAUGGAGGUGUUUGAUGAGUUGAUGGAGAGCGAGGUCGCUAUUGUGGUGCCGCACAUCGCUGAAAUCGUUCGCUUCUGUUUGGAGGUGAGCGCAGAUGUAUCGCUCAGCAACUCCCUUCGUGUCAAGACCCUGUCUUGUAUCGCCCUCCUCAUUAGAUUCAAGAGCAAGGCCGUGUUAAAGCAGAAGCUCUUGGCACCAAUCCUGCAAGUGGUGUUCCCUAUUUUGAGUGCGACACCUCCACCCGGGGAGGAGGACCCCGAGGAUGAGGAGAACGCCGAAGGUGAUGGCGACAGUCAGAGUCCCAAACACUUCGCAGCUCAGGUGAUCGACACAAUGGCUCUUCAUAUGCCACCUGAAAAACUUUUCAACCAACUGAUGCCACUGACUCAGGCUUGCCUGGCCAGCGAGAACGCUUAUGAGAGGAAAGGCGGUGUCAUGUGUCUAGCAGUGCUGGCCGAGGGUUGCGCUGACCACAUUCGCACUAAGAUGCUGUCGUCUCUGCUGGAGACAGUGUGCCGCAGUCUGUCAGACAGUAACCAGAUAGUGCGCAGUGCAGGCCUUUUUGCUCUGGGUCAGUUCUCGGAGUACCUGCAGCCUGAAAUCAGUAAAUACCACGCCGAGCUGAUGCCACUGUUACUAGGAUACCUGUCUUCUCUGAACGAGUCCAAUAUCAGCCACAUCACCAAAGCUUUCUAUGCCCUGGAGAACUUCCUAGAGAACCUGGAUGAUGAUAUUCAGUCUUACCUGCCAACUCUUAUGGAGACCAUGCUGUCAGCCCUGAACAACACCGUCAACCUUAAGCUCAAGGAGCUUGCUGUCAGUGCUAUUGGAGCCAUUGCUAAUGCUGCCAAAGAGAUGAUGGUGCCCUAUUUCCCUCCUGUAAUCGAGAGCUUGAAGGGUUUCCUGACAGACACGCGCGAUGAAAUGAGAUCACUGCAGACCCAGGCCUUGGACACACUGUCUGUGUUGGCCCGCACCGUCGGUAAGGACGCGUUUGGGCCGCUGGCCGCAGAGUGCGUGCAGCUGGGUCUGAAACUUACCGACGCUGUGGAUGAUCCGGACCUGCGCCGCUGCACGUACAGCUUGUUCUCGGCUGUGUCCACGAUCAGUCCAGAAAGUAUUAAUCCUCACCUCACUGCAAUCACCACAUUGAUGGUCCUGUCCCUAAAAUCGACAGAGGGUGUGACGACUCAUCUAGAGGAGGAUAAGCAGUUUGUUCUCUUGGAUGAUGAUGAUGAUAACGAUGAUGAAGAAGGUGGUGAUGCUGUAUUGGAGGAAGAUGGAGAGAAUGAGGUGGAGGAUGUUGCAGGCUUCAGCGUGGAAAACGCUUACAUGGACGAGAAGGAGGAUGCUUGUGACUCCCUGGGGGAAAUCGCUUUUAACACCGGUGCUGCGUUCCAGCCCUUCCUGGAGUCAAGCUUUGAGCAGGUCUAUGGUCUCUGUGAUUUUCCACAUGAGAAUGUGAGGAGAGCAGCCUUUGGUGCCCUGGGCCAAUUCUGUCGAGCUCAGCACAAAGUGUGGCAGGAAAAUCCUACCGAGGCUAAUCAUCAGGCUUUACAUAAACUGCUUGACGUGGUGAUGCCCUGCUUCCUGGAGGCAGUGAGGCAGGAGCGCGAGCGGCAAGUAGUCAUGGGAGUUUUGGAGGCCAUGAACGGCGUCAUCAAAUCGUGCAAAGGGGAGGCGCUGCAGACGCCGAACCGAUUGGUCGAGGUCAGCCACGCCCUCCGAGACGUGCUGAAGAAGAAGACUGUCUGCCAGGGUGGAGGAGGGGACGAAGGAGACGACGAAGAACAGCAGGCAGAGUAUGAUGCCAUGCUGCAGGAGUUUGCUGGGGAGGGAAUUCCUGUCCUGGCUUCAGCUGUACCAGCAGAAACCUUUUAUUCUCACCUCAAUGACUUGCUGCCCCUGAUUAUGAACAAAGCUAAGUCUUCCUGCACGGUGGCAGAUCGUUCCUUCUCUGUGGGCACGCUUAGCGAGACACUGCACUCCCUGGCUGGUGUGUCAGGAGGCAGGGCUGUCGCAGGAAAGCUGUCCAAUCGGCUGCUGCCCGUGCUCGUGGCUGGUGUUAGAGACAGUGAUGCAGAGGUGCGCAAUAACAGUGUGUUCGGCUUGGGAGCUCUAGCACAGGCUGCUGGACCGAUCGUCUCUUCCGAUUACCCAAUGAUGCUGUCUCUCUUCUCUAACCUGCUGGUCAGAGAGUCGGACAGGAGAGUGAUUGAUAAUCUGUGUGCUGCACUUUGCCGGAUGAUCAUGAGCCACACGGAAGGGGUGCCACUCGAGCAGGUGCUUCCUGCUCUUCUGGAUCGUCUCCCUCUGAAGGAAGACCUUGAGGAAAACAAGACCGUCUACAGUUGCCUGGCUUUCCUCUACUCCCAUAACCCAGCACUGGUUGCUAGCUAUAUGAAGCCGGUCCUGUGUGCUACAGCACAAGUACUAGGAACAAAGGAUAUCGAUGCGGACACCCAGAACACCCUCGUCAUGCUGCUCAGAGACAUCAGCCAACGAUACUCCACGGAAUUUGAGAGUGCUGUGAUGUCACUUCCAGUUGAGCAAAGAACAAAGAUGACCAGUUCUGUCGCUCAAUCCUAGGGAAGUACCCACUAAGUGAAACGUGGGGUGGUGCGGAGGGGGAGUGUAGCAGACAUUUAACAAUCAACUAGUCACUAUGUUCACUUCAGCACUUCUUUUUACUAUUUUGCUUUGCAGUGUUAUAAUUUAUUUCUUUCUUAUUUUUGGUCUUUGUAAGAAUUUGACAUUUCUUUUAUUAACCGUUAUUUUGGCUUGUUUCGAUACUAGUUUGAUGUGCUGCAUACGUAACAAGCUCGGGAAAUCCUAUCCUUUUGAGUAUGUUCGGAGGUUCACGUCGCGAUGAAAGAUGCAGUUCUUCUCAAACGCCUAGCAUUUUUCUCUAGACGGCCACUCAGCACGUUGAACCCUCACUACAGCGACUCGGGAUGGUUAUUUAAAGAGAAGACGUAUAUUUAGGAAAUCGUUUAAAUGUAUAGAGGCUCGUGUUGAGAUCGGCAGUUCCACAAAGCAUGUUCAGAAGAAGUUGAUCUCCUUGCACGUUCCUGGGACACACCGCUUAAUCUUCAGUUUUCUAUACAAAGAAGAGCAGAGGUGUUUUUUUUUUCUUUUUUCUUCUAAGCCUUACUUGCUUCUGUUAGAAGAAACUCCUUUAAAACACGUUGAUCGUGAAGAAACGAUCAUUACUGUUAUAUUACUAUCUUUCCAUGCGGUUAUCAGUGGUUAACUGUAACCACAUUUGGGGGAAAUGUUCGAGUAUUUUUACACCUAGACAAGGAUUUAAUAAAAUCCCAGAAAUAACAGUCUGUAUUUAAGCGGUGUUGCAGUAAGAAGCAGGUUAGAGACCGGUCAUAUCUUAAAAAGGUCAAAUAACAGCAUGAUGUUAGUGUGUUAUGAUGAUUAUGAUCUAUGUUCAUUCCAACUGCUCUUCUGACGUGUCUUUUGUGGUAUGGGAUUGUGUAUCCAAAGCCAGGGUCAUUUCCACCAUCUCAUUGUCAACUGCAAAAAAUAAAUAAAUAAAUAAAUA
This is a messenger RNA of Ictalurus punctatus (channel catfish), 4387 nucleotides long. It is a transcript of the gene ipo4, whose product is annotated as importin 4. The transcript is spliced from 31 exons. NCBI's taxonomy places the organism in Eukaryota, Metazoa, Chordata, Actinopteri, Siluriformes, Ictaluridae. Bases 166 to 3423 code for a protein of 1085 amino acids. Gene Ontology annotation, biological process: protein import into nucleus. Gene Ontology annotation, cellular component: nucleus; cytoplasm. The record is from RefSeq and is a predicted model, not a curated record. Gene Ontology annotation, molecular function: small GTPase binding; nuclear import signal receptor activity.